Messenger RNA from Linum trigynum, 721 nucleotides. NCBI's taxonomy places the organism in Eukaryota, Viridiplantae, Streptophyta, Magnoliopsida, Malpighiales, Linaceae. The record is from the annotation of a GenBank genome assembly.
GUUAGCUUUGGGGGUACUCAGAGUCAAACCGGCCCGGCCUGGUCAAACUUUCAGCAAUGGAGGUCUCUGCAACCAAUGUGGGCGGGAUCAUGCAGGGGAUUGUAGGCAGCCACCCAGGGUCUGCUAUAACUGUAACAAACCUGGGCAUUUUGCCAGAGAAUGCCCAUGGAGAGGCGGACAAGGGAUGGCUCGGUCCGAGCAAUCUGUCCGUGGUGGUGGAGCGAGAACUCAUGCAGGACCACGGUUUGGCGGCCAGCCAAACGCUCUUUCCAAAGCCAGGGAGGACGCACUGGGCGCUUCGACCGCACCGAUCGGGACAGAGACCAGGGGCCUCCAACAGGAGGACAGCCGAGGGUUUUUGCCAUGCGAGGGAUAGAGGGAGAUCGUGGUGACGAUGGAGGGGAUGAGCAAGCAUAGUGAUGUGAUCAUGUGAAGAAAUGGGGAGACCGUGGAGGAGUAUUUGCUUUAAGCAUAAACCGCUAAUUGGUUGUUUUCUUCGAAAGACGCACUUUCAGUUUUAGUACUCGGUACCAAACCUAUUAAAUAAGUUCGGACCAAAAGUUCGAGGUCGAAAUUUUUUUCAAGGGGGAGGGAAAUGUUAUAUUCUAGCUUGAGAAGUUUUAGUCAAACACCUAAAGUUUUAGACCAAGUAAUUAUCUUUCCCGUUCUAAAUUUCAGGGACGAAAUUUUUGUAAGGGUGGAAGAAAUGUAACACCCUGGU